UCCAGUCUUAUCAAAAGUCGGUCGAGUUACAGUAACAGGCAACAGCUGUCUAGCACUGAUCUAGAGUUUUGAUUGACUAUAUUCAAAACCGUGGUUACCAUUUAACAGUAGAGAAAAAUCUUCCUAAUAACAUCAUGCUAGGGCGCUAGGCAGUACCCAGACAGUCGACGUCUUUCAAUUUUUCGUAUGAGCAGUACAAUAUUAAGAAAUAUUGUUUCCAAUUUUUCCAUUUGUACAUUUUCGACAUGUUACCUGGAAAACUAGCUUUUGUGACCGGAGCCGGAGGAGGUAUCGGUAGAGCGAUUUGUCGUGUGAUGGCUAGAGAAGGUGCUACAGUAGUAGCGGCAGACUUAAGCAUAAACAAUGUACAGACCACUGUUGAUGAGCUUACAGGUGAAGGUCACAAAAGUUAUCAAUUGGAUGUAUCUGAUGCUGAGUCCGUCACAAGUGUAUUGAAACAAGUGUUUACGGAUUAUUCUGCGCCGCCGACCGUAGUGGUCAAUGCUGCGGGAAUCACAAGAGACAAUUUCAUGUUAAAAAUGUCUGUGCAAGAUUUUGAGAGCGUAUUUAAUGUUAAUGUAAAGGGUACUUUUCUUAUCACCCAAACCAUUUGCAGAGAACUGGUGGAGAAGAACUUGCCUGGUUCCAUAGUAAAUAUUGGAAGUAUAGUUGCACAACGUGGUAACAUAGGACAAUGCAAUUACUCGGCUAGUAAGGCUGCCGUUGAAGUCUUCAGUAAAACAGUAGCAUUAGAAAUGGCAAAAUAUAACAUCAGAUGUAACACAGUGUUGCCUGGGUUUACAACCACUCCUAUGACUGACAUGAUACCUGAGAACAUUAGAGAACAUUUUAAGUCUGUCAUUCCCUUGAAGAGGUUUGCCAAUUCUGAAGAAAUAGCGGAAGUAGUAACGUUUUUGGCGUCUGAAAAGAGUUCAUACGUUACUGGUACGUCAAUUGCAGUUAGUGGCGGUUAUUAAUAAUAUUACUAUUAUGUAGCUUUUUUAUGGGAUAAAAUUUUGGUGAAAAAUUAUUUUUAAAUAUAAAAUACUUGUGUUAUUAAUUCAUUUAAUUGUUGUAUGAGCAUAUGCUGUAUCUAUGCGACAAUGUUAAUAUUAUGAAUAGUCUUUAUUUUUGUCAUUAAAUAUUUUGAAUUUAAAAAAUAUAUAAUAAAUAUUUUAUUUGUAUUUAUUAUGUAUUUACAGAUGA
Messenger RNA from Metopolophium dirhodum (rose-grain aphid), 1206 nucleotides. RefSeq names its product estradiol 17-beta-dehydrogenase 8. The coding region runs from base 246 to 977 and encodes 243 amino acids. The transcript has 7 exons. NCBI's taxonomy places the organism in Eukaryota, Metazoa, Arthropoda, Insecta, Hemiptera, Aphididae. Gene Ontology annotation, molecular function: oxidoreductase activity, acting on the CH-OH group of donors, NAD or NADP as acceptor. The record is from RefSeq and is a predicted model, not a curated record.